AUGCAGUACACUCCGUUCGCAUCGGAUAUCGAAUUACCAUUCUACACGUCUCUGGCAUCCCAUAAGAUCAAUCAUGACAAGCUGGAUGACUCCGCCCGAGCGGUGCUAGGUCUGUAUGAGAUCCGUCCGUCUGACCCCGAGGCUGCAUCGUGCCGAAUCCAGAUCCAUGGAAAUGCCCUCAGUUGCAGCGAUGCGCCGGCCAGCUAUUACAGGGCUGAAGGAACGAUCAAAAAUGUCAAUACCAUCGAGGAAUAUCGAAAUGCGGACAGGGCCAAAAUGCUGUCCCAAGUCGGACAGAUGGUCUGGGACGCUAUUCACGACGGGACAAUAUUCUCAUGUCCUUCCUUGCUAUCCAGUUACCUGAUCGUGUCUUUUGCCGACCUGAAGAAGUACAAGUUUCACUACUGGUUUGCAUUCCCGGCCAUCCAUUCAGAUCCUACAUGGUCACUUGUACAAAACCCACAGACAUCUGCAUCAGACCAAGCUCAACCUAUUGACAACGCAAAGGGGACACAUUUGUCUGCAGAUGAGAGCACUACCCUCGUGGACGCUGUCCAAACAUGGUCAUACACCGUGGAUCAUCGACAGCGUGGUUUCUUUUUGGCCCGCAGGGUAAGAAGUCGUGGCAGCGUGUCAGUCGACCCUGCCAAGAGAAGACAAUCAGAAACCGGAACACCAGUGAACACCUGGCAGAUAGCAGCUCUGUCCGAAUACGAGAAUGGAUUUUUCCAGAACGUACCCGCUGGGAACCGUUUUAUCUGCUUUGCAGACCCGUCGAACUAUGAGCAUGCCCCAGGAUGGAUGCUGCGUAACUUGUUGGUGCUGAUCAAGCAGCGAUGGGGCCUCGAACGAGUGCAAAUUCUACGCUAUCGUGAUGUGCAUGCGAAGCGUGAUCAAGGCCGCAGCUCAGUUAUACAACUGGAGUUACGCUCACAAGAACCUCGAUCCCCGAGUUCACAUCCAAGCCAUGGGGCCUUGCCGAAAGGACCGCUGCCGAAGGUUACCGGUUGGGAGCGUAACCCGGCGGGGAAGCUUUCCGGGAGAAUGGUUAAUUUGACAGAGUACAUGGACCCUAAAAGAUUGGCGGAUCAGUCAGUUGAUCUCAAUCUUAAACUUAUCAAAUGGCGCAUCAGUCCAACCUUGAACCUCGAGAAAAUCAAGAAUACCAAGUGUCUCUUGCUGGGAGCUGGGACACUGGGGAGCUACGUCUCCCGGAAUCUAUUGGGAUGGGGAGUGAAGAAGAUUACGUUUGUGGACAAUGGGACUGUGUCGUUUUCGAAUCCUGUUCGGCAACCACUUUUCAAUUUUGAAGAUUGCCUGGAUGGCGGGGCCCAGAAAGCAACCCGCGCAUCUGAAGCCCUAACGCAGAUAUAUCCGGGGGUGGAGACAGCGGGCCAUGCGUUCUCCGUGCCCAUGGCGGGUCAUCCAAUUGUGGAUGAAGCAGCAACAAGAAAAGAGUUUGAUACGUUGAAAACCUUGAUUGACGAGCAUGAUGCCAUAUUCCUUCUCAUGGAUACCCGUGAAUCAAGAUGGCUUCCCACCGUUAUGGGAAAAGCAGCAGGAAAGAUUGUGAUGAACGCCGCCCUGGGAUUUGAUACAUUUGUGGCGAUGCGCCAUGGUGUUAAUGAGAAUGAGCAACCGGCUAAGCUUGGGUGCUACUUCUGCAACGACGUCGUAGCACCGGCCAAUUCUGUCAAGGAUCAGACCCUUGAUCAACAAUGUACAGUGACGCGCCCAGGAGUAGCUCCUAUAGCUUCGGCACUUUUGGUGGAGUUGUUUGUUUCGCUUCUUCAGCACCCUCAAGAGGCCGCAGCACCGGCCCCGGUAGCCCGAAGCGUCGAGCGUGAUGAUCAUCCCUUGGGCGUUGUGCCUCACCAAAUCCGCGGUUACCUCUCCACCUUCGAAAAUAUGUCUGUGACCGGACAGAGUUAUCAAAGCUGCAGCGCAUGCUCGGAGAAGGUAGUUGGUGCGUAUCGCGAACAAGGAUGGGACUUCGUACGAAAAGCCCUAAAUGAGAAGGGCUAUGUUGAAGAAUUGAGUGGACUGAGAGAGGUGAGUAAACUGACCGAAGCAUCGAGCGCAACACUGACGCACAUCAGGUCCACGAGAAAGCAGAAGCUGCCCUUGCAGAUAUUGAAUGGGAUGAGGGAUCUGACAAUGAAGAGAUCGAAGUUCUCUGAGCAACAUGCUUCAAGUUCCCAGGUGGUUGCUCGCUAG
This is a messenger RNA of Penicillium salamii, 2217 nucleotides long. The record is from the annotation of a GenBank genome assembly. Lineage: Eukaryota; Fungi; Ascomycota; Eurotiomycetes; Eurotiales; Aspergillaceae.